GAACGCUCUGCGCUGAUUUUGGACAGAACGUUAUUGUAUAGUUAAUCGAUUUUGGCCCAACUACUUGAUGAUACUAUUUGUUGUACCUCCUCCUCCACAUGAAAGUUUACUACCCUGCUGUUGCUCACUUCGACACCGACGACGUCGAAUGAUCAUUGCACGCUGGAGAGAGAUCACUGCUACUUAGCAGCAGCAGCGUCGGGUCGACCAGUAACAUUACCAAUCCAGACCAAUAUGGUUUAGUCAUAUGGUAAAAUCCGAUCGCGAGUCACGGUGUGUGAUUGUUUAUUCAAUAGGUGCAUGGUGCUGUGUGAUCAGUUUUCGGCGGUGCGCGCAAAUGGUUGGAAAAAUAUCAUUUUUAAGGUGAAAUUUAACUGCCACAAAAAAUCUCCGAUUUGCGAAUGAUUCGUGUUGGUGUAAACCAUUGAUUUGUGAGAUUGUGCCAGUCUGUUUUAGUUAACGAUCGUGAAAAAUCAACUUUAAAUCAAGGUGAUAUUCUGGAGCGAAAUUAAGUUCGACAGACCGCUUGCAGUGAACAGUCAAAACUUCAACGAGACAGGAAACAUGUCUGAUGCAUUGUUGGCUGAUCUGCAAAAUACCGUGCCUGGGCACAAUCAGCAUGUUGGCGGAGGAUCGUCUGUUCCUGGUUAUGGCAGCUUGAAUGGAGUCAGGAACAAGCAAACUCCUAGCCCGCAAACAUACCAGAACACAGCGACCAAAACAGUAACGGAAACACGCACUGCUAACGGUUACAAUGGUUCCUUGCCGCGAUCCAGUACGCCGCAUCAUAACAACUCGCUGCCGCGGUCCAGUACGCCCCAAAAGUUACAAACGUCCACCUCUGGCAAUCUAUCGGAAUUGGACUCAUUGCUGCAAGAUUUGAGCAGUGCCCGAUACGGAAACAUCGUGGAAAAACAUACCGCCAACAAUGGAACCACUAGUCCUUCGCCAUACGCUAUCAACGACACAAUCAAGCGACCCUCGGUGGACAGUCUGCUUGACGAGCUGAGCAAUGCCAAUGCUAAUCCGAUUUAUGCUGUACCUUAUGGCAAUCAAUCGCCCAAUCCUCAGCCACAUCCCGGUCGACAGGUCACAAUUACGGUACGGGAAACUACUACCGAAAAGUUAACCGGAACGCCUAGUGCCAAUUAUCAGGAUCAAAUGUAUCAGCAGCAGCUAGCCCAACAUGAACAGGCAAACCACACUUCUUCGGCCACCAAAGAGUUGGACGAUCUAAUGGCAUCACUUUCAGAUUUUAAGAUCACAGCCGGCUCGCACCAGCAUCAGGCGGUUACGGAUUACGCCAAACCGAAUCAGGGCACCGCACACUAUCAGAGCACUCUAACGACGGUGACCACGACCGAACAGCUAGCUCCGGUAAACGAUCAGCUGGAUUCUAUGCUCGGAAACCUGCAGGCCGACAUGAGUCGUCAGGGAGUCAACACGACCCAGAAGGGCUGCUGCAAUGCGUGCGACAAACCGAUCGUCGGACAGGUCAUUACGGCGCUGGGAAAAACCUGGCACCCGGAGCAUUUCACCUGCAACCACUGCAGCCAGGAGCUGGGAACGAGAAACUUCUUCGAACGUGACGGAAAUCCGUACUGCGAACCGGAUUAUCAUAACCUGUUCAGCCCACGUUGUGCCUACUGCAAUGGACCGAUUUUGGAUAAAUGCGUAACGGCUUUGGAGAAAACUUGGCACACCGAGCACUUUUUCUGCGCCCAGUGCGGCCAGCAGUUCGGUGAGGACGGGUUCCACGAGCGCGACGGCAAACCGUACUGCCGCAACGAUUACUUCGACAUGUUCGCACCCAAGUGCAACGGAUGCAACCGGGCCAUCAUGGAGAACUACAUUUCCGCGCUGAACAGCCAGUGGCAUCCGGACUGUUUCGUGUGCAGGGACUGCCGUCAGCCGUUCUUCGGGGGAUCCUUCUUCGAUCACGAGGGUCUACCGUACUGUGAAACGCACUACCACGCCAAGCGGGGUUCGCUGUGCGCCGGCUGCUCGAAACCCAUCACCGGACGCUGCAUUACGGCCAUGUUCAAGAAAUUCCACCCGGAACACUUCGUGUGCGCUUUCUGUCUGAAGCAGCUGAACAAGGGCACCUUCAAGGAGCAGAACGAUAAGCCCUACUGCCAUCAAUGUUUCGAUAAACUGUUCGGAUAGGACACCGACGGUGGCAACCAGCGAUGGUAAACGGAUUUUUUAUGGUUUUCUACGUGUUAUUGUUCUUCCUCCGUCUAUCUCCGUCUUUCCGAUAUGUGCGAAUGUUUUACUCAAAUGACUGCUUGUUUCGUUUCGGGUUCAUUUAGCUUACACGUGUAUUUUUCGUACGAAUUAUGAUUGAAAUGUUUACUUAACACUAAUGAUUUACAAUUAUGAGCGAAGCGCGAAGGGAAGUGCUUUUCCAGUUAAUAUAAAUAUUUUGUUGUUUUUGUGUAAAAUUGAGUAUACACACAAAUUUGCAUAUAACAAUGUUGUAACUUUGCAUUCAGUAAAAUGCAGCAAAUCGAAACGUGUUUAAAAACCAUUACUGAAGCAAAAUGCAAUGUAACAAGUAUUUAACAUAUUUUAUAGUAUAAACGAUCUGCGAUUGAGCAGAAGUUAAUUUGUGACUUGGUCACAAUAAUCGUGCAAAAGAUAACCAGUCAAUCUGUAUUACAUUCUUCAGCAAACUAUAUAGCAACGGUAGCAAAAACAAAUGUUCAUGGGUUUCCCAACAGUAACUGUAAUUACAAUUAAACAAUUUCUCGGACACACAAAACCUGACAUAGUGAAAUAAUACGACGAAUUAUGUUCAAAGUUAUAAACUAACAGUUCAAAAUUAGCGGAUGCCUGUCCCAUACCCGCAUUAACUGGGGCCUAUUCGAAUUCGAAAAAUUAUUCUGCAAGUAACUGCUGUAACGACCACGAUGUCGUACUUCGGUGCUUCUCGGAUAAUUGCACAAGGUUGAGUGGUGUUUAGAUCAUAUAGUGUAGUUCGUUAAAGUGAAAAUUGAAAUAUCAUAAUAAAUCGCGUAGAUAAUUAUUCCCUAACAUUCAAUAAAUGCCGUUAAAAUCUA
Messenger RNA from Sabethes cyaneus, 3062 nucleotides. RefSeq names its product paxillin (gene Pax). The coding region runs from base 565 to 2166 and encodes 533 amino acids. The transcript is spliced from 9 exons. The record is from RefSeq and is a predicted model, not a curated record. Gene Ontology annotation, biological process: cell-cell junction organization; cell-cell adhesion; positive regulation of integrin-mediated signaling pathway. Gene Ontology annotation, cellular component: cytoplasm; focal adhesion; cell-cell junction. NCBI's taxonomy places the organism in Eukaryota, Metazoa, Arthropoda, Insecta, Diptera, Culicidae.